AUGGCUUUAUCUUCCGAGGAAGGUCCGCAGCUUGCUCAUGCCUCCCGGGCACUCAACGCCAUGAGAGCUAAACGAUGGGAGAUUCGAGCCAAAAACAUUGGCUUAUUGGACCUUAUCAAGGGUAAGUCAACUCUAAAGCACGAAACGGAGCAUGUCCGUUUGAAUAAUAGUUCGAGCAACACUAACAUUCAUCUGCGUCAACGCGGGUCCUUAGGAUCCAAAGAUAAACUUAAAACCAAAUCUCCUGCUCCGCCAUUCCCAAUGGCUUCCCGCAGUGAAGCAGAAGUUGGAGUCAUCGUGGUGAAGAGCCCUGAGACGCAUCCUAAGACGCAGACGGAUGAACUGGCGCUUACUCCUCUUACCCCAUGUUUGAAACCUGCUCCUCCCCCAGUGCCUCGUCGUCACUACACGUCAGUCCGCCUCCACCAAGACGUGGUGGGUGGUGGAAAAGUUGCCCUCGAGCUGAUCUUGCACGAUUCUUCCUCUCCCAAGAAUCCUCCUCCCGUAAAUCUUCUUCCAGGAAAUGAUGAGAAGAUUCGACAUCUCAAUGUCGUCAGCGAUGUGAUGGACUUUCAGGAGUUCAGAGUUAUCGCUCUAACGGAAGGCAAUCUGAUACAUUCCCAGCUUGAAGUCAACCUGAAAUUAGCUAUCAGCACAGUUCUCCGGUCAGCGGAGAAUGCCGCUGACGAAGGCAACGGCAUCUGGUAUAUACAACCAGGAACCCUACUUCGUUGUGACGUUGAUCACCAUGGAACAAUCGUCGCCUCUGCGACGUUCAUUUCGAUCCCUUACAUCCGAAAUGGUUCCGGCCAGGAAUCUUCUAACAUCUCAGAUCGCAGAGGGGUCUGCGUUCCUCGCCGACUCGAUAAAACCCUUCUUGAUCCCUCUUAUAGUUCAGUUGAAAAUGAAGCGUCCUUUACGAAGGAGGAUCUUUGGGUUGAUCAGGCAUGGAUGCUGAUCGUUAACGAUAACAAAAUCCUUACUUAUGGCGGGAAGCCUUGCCAAGAUUCGGCGAUGAACAAUAUCGAAACCAAGAUGUUCGCGGCCAACACCCGCAAUCAGCGCAUGGUCCAUGUCACUGAGCAGAACGGACUCCAAUUCGAGAUCCCCCUCGCAGAGUGCUCGUCCCUUUUGACCAUGGAAGCGUCUUUGCAAUAUCAGCUGGAGCAAAUGAAACCUCGCACUGAUCCGGAUGAUUGCGCCAUCGCCGCGGAAGAGCCUGAGGAAUUCAACUUCUUGCGCAGGAACGGAGGCCCAAUGACAUCAGUCGCCUGGUCUCACCUGUUGCAUGCAGGGUAUCCUCCUGUUGUUCAAGUGAAGCUAGAGCAAAAGCCACCAGGGUCCGAUGACAGCAAGCCAGAUCCCAUGGGAAUUUACAACAGCUAUGGCAGGCCAGAGCUAGUGGGCCACCAAGUCUCAGAGCAUACCGCAAAAUGGGUUCGCCAACAUGCUCUAAAUGAGCAUGCCCCGCAGAGUAUUGGGUCGUCUUUUGAAGAUGUCGACUUCGCUCAGGUUGCUAGCAGCAUCUCAGAUGAUACAGACGGAGAUUCAGAGUUUGACUCUUUGGAACUAGACGCAGCCUCUCCUCACAUUUUCACCUGGGGCUUAACCGAUGAGAACAGAGAUGACACGCGAAUUGGCAUCAAUGGCCGGAUUGAAUAUGCUUACAAAUAUUUCGACUGGCUCUCCUUCAAUGGCCUACUCGAUCGUCAAGAGGACGUCUUGGGUGUCGCCACCGGCAGCACCAGAUGCAGCUUGGACAUGUUCAAACGAGAAAUAGACAGACUCAUGGAUCGGCUCUCAAAUGUCAACGGUCAUAACGACGGAAGAUUCCGAGAUCAGACGCUGCUUCUCGACUAUUAUGACUUCUGCAAGGCGGCGACCCGCUUCCUCGAGGCGUUUAUUCCCAACAACUGUUCGACUUCGGGUCUACACAAACUGUUUAAUGCUCUUUACAAAGGGUUCAUGGCCCCCGAGUUUCUGACGAUGACCCGAUCCCAUGCAAACUAUAUGAUUCUAUACAGAACAGAAUCUGCCAACUCAUUGGGGUCCAGGACCCGCAGCAAAUACCUUUGCCAAGAUUGUCUCAAUAAGACAAUCUACACGAAUCUCGCAGAUGUGUUCGCUCACCUCCGAGCGUGCCAUUACACGGAACUUCCUCCCGGUGAUAUGAUUGACCGCCAUGUCACCGAGCUCCUGACUGCUGCGGAAAAGGCGCAAACUGAAUGGAACGGUCGGAUUGUCCGACAGGGGCGAGAUCUGACAGCCAAACUCGCUCAUGAGGCCGGAGAAAUCCGGUCUUUGGCCGCCUACGCUGACUUGGUUAACCACCCAUCAUGGAAGAUUCUUGACGUGAUUAAUCCUCCUCUUGGCAAAUCAUUUGUGCAGGCCGUGUCCUCGAUGUUUUCGCUCUCCCACGCCCUCGACGGGACAGCCAAAUUCUAUCACGUUUCCGUGUAUGAGGUUGAAAGGGACAAUCUAGAACUCGGCUUGCGUCCCGUUCAUCUGGUCGGCGUGAUGGACAAGUCCGGUGUCAAAGCCCUGGAGAAGCUCAAAAAGGUACAAGUCCACCUGGCCGCUGAGAUAAACAAGGUCCAGUCUCAGGAUCUCGUCAAGCUGUUCGCUCCUGUUGGAGUCCACGAGUUGGCCGCCCAGAUGGUCGGCAACUUGCUGACCGCCCCGGUCCACGUCAGCCUCAGCCCCGAAGCUGUCGAGCCCUAUCUGAUGGUCCAGCAGUGGAAGCAGCAGCUUCUCAAGAAGAUGCGCCUCCUCGCCCGUUCAAGAAACACGCUCAAUGCUCGUGCAAUCUUUGCACAGGCCAACAGAUUCCAUCUCGAUGAGUAUAUUCUUGAGGAAGCGGAGAACAGGCUCCGGCAUCUGCCGAGAAGAAUCGCAUCCAGGUUCCAAGAUGCCCAUGGGCGCCGCCUUCAGAUCAUCCCUAGUCUUUUCGGCGUUGCGGGCGAUCAGAACUUGCUUGGGUUAAUCUACGGCAUCUUCCUGUUUGGCAACUCGUUUUAUUUUCUGCGUCACAUCCUGGGUCCGAUGCACCCUAUACCGUCCUGGAAAUGGGCAACGCCUCUCGCGAUGACGCCGGCAAUCGUCAGCGGCUUGGAGUGCAUUGGUGUGUUCUUGAUGGCCAUUGCUCUUCCAUGGUACUACAUGGAAUGGUUUGGAACAGACGAUGACGAAAGCAUUUAG
Messenger RNA from Clonostachys byssicola, 3198 nucleotides. The record is from the annotation of a GenBank genome assembly. Lineage: Eukaryota; Fungi; Ascomycota; Sordariomycetes; Hypocreales; Bionectriaceae.